Molecule: messenger RNA, 645 nt
Organism: Benincasa hispida (wax gourd)
Lineage: Eukaryota; Viridiplantae; Streptophyta; Magnoliopsida; Cucurbitales; Cucurbitaceae
Source: RefSeq, a predicted model, not a curated record
AUGGCUGAUUAUAUUGAACACUUUCACCCAUUGGGAGCAAGAACGAACUUGAUGGAGAACGAACAACCUUUGGUUGCAAGAUUUGUUGGAGGCCUACGCAUGGACAUCAAAGAAAAGGUAAAACUACAACCUUUUCACUUAUUAUCUGAGGCUAUUUCCUUUGCUGAAACAAUUGAAAAGGUGAAUGAAAUUCGCUCCAAGAAUUCAUCAAGAAGAACUGCAUGGGAAGCCUCCGCAAGUAGGAAGGUGAAUGCUGCAAAUAAAACAUCCGACUUACCAAAUCCUCCACCUUUAACCAAAAUAAAAGAGAGAAAAAAUCAAGAAGGGGCCGAGGAGAAGAAGAACCCUUACUAUGGGCCCUCUUUGGUACCAACUCUACUCACUCCCAAAGAAGAUGCCAAUUGGAGAAUGUGCGUGGAUAGUAAAGCCAUCAAUCGAAUCACGGUGAAGUAUCGUUUUCCAAUUCCUCGAAUAAGUGAUUUACUUGAUCAACUUGGAGGAGCCUUAAUCUUUUCAAAGGUGGAUUUGAAGAGUGGAUACCACCAAAUACGAAUUAGGUCGAAGAUGAGUGAAAAACGGCCUUUAAGACUAACGAAGGCUUGUUUGAGUGGCUUGUCAUGCCAUUUGGCUUAUCAACUGCUCUGA